Molecule: messenger RNA, 613 nt
Organism: Zeugodacus cucurbitae (melon fly)
Lineage: Eukaryota; Metazoa; Arthropoda; Insecta; Diptera; Tephritidae
Exons: 2
Coding region: 130-564 (144 amino acids)
Source: RefSeq, a predicted model, not a curated record
UUCAAGAAAGUGCAAAGAAGCGAAAAGUCUGGAGCUGGAUUUGAGGAUAUUUAUGAGCCAACAUUAUGGUUCUAUAAUAUUCUAAAUUUUCUCGAGGAUCAAGAGGAAAGUGCACCUAGCACAUGUUCAAUGGAAUAUGAUAGUUUAGAAGAGACUUCACCAAAAACAUCAACAACACAACAUAGACUAAAAAAACGUAAAAUUACCGAGGAAGAUAAUUUAAUUAAAAUAGCGUGCGAACACCUGAAAUCACAAAAUAACAGUAACCAACAAAACAACAAUGACCCAGAUGAUGUGGUUGCCAAAUCAUGGGGUGCGCAAUUAAAAGAGAUGGAGCCUCAACAAAAAAUAUUGGCGCGUAAAUUAAUAUCGGAUGUUUUGUUUCAAGGAUGUGUUGGAAAUUUGAAUAAUUCGCACAUACAGGAAUUAUUCAACAUAUUUCAGUCUAGACCAACAACAGCAAUUUCUUACGUAUCGCCAGUAGAGCUUAUAAAUGCUCCAUAUGAUCCAACAACAUAUAAUUCACAGGAAUCAAUACAGGGAUUCUACGCGAAUUUUCAAUAAAAUUUUUUUUAUACUACUGAAAUUAAAUUCAAUCAAUUGAAUAUAAAGA